Molecule: messenger RNA, 4881 nt
Organism: Phycodurus eques (leafy seadragon)
Lineage: Eukaryota; Metazoa; Chordata; Actinopteri; Syngnathiformes; Syngnathidae
Gene: cnstb
Product: consortin, connexin sorting protein b
Exons: 9
Coding region: 1889-2878 (329 amino acids)
Biological process (GO): positive regulation of Golgi to plasma membrane protein transport
Cellular component (GO): plasma membrane; trans-Golgi network; transport vesicle
Molecular function (GO): connexin binding
Source: RefSeq, a predicted model, not a curated record
GAAAGAGGUGAUGGGGAACAAGAACACUGGCCCGCCCAAAGGUCCAGAUACUGCAACUCUCCAGAAGAAGGACGAUGAUAUUGGGUAGACACAGCGAAUCACAUCUUUCUGCAAAGAACUGCUGGUUGGAAGCUUAUCACCAUGACGCUGCCCCCUUUAAGAGUGCACAAGGCAACCAGAGCAUUAAGACGCGCAAGGAUGAUACUAAGCCCCAGACAAAUACUCUUGGCUGUAUGCCUAUAAUAUACCACACAGCUGGAGAUGGUAAGCUACAGUAUGUUAUGUAAGCGACAAACCGAGAAAGAGCGAGCGAAAUAGAUCGUGUUUAUGUGCGUGCGUGUGUGUGUUGGUAGAUCUUGGUACAGCACAGCAAAAAAAAAAAAAAAAAAAAAAAAAAAAAUCCUGAAAUGACAACAUUUUAACCAUUUUCUUUUUGAAUUUAAUGUAGUUUAAAUUGAAUUGAAAGCAUGCAUCUAAAACAAUGUCUCAGGACAUGAAGUUUAGUUAAGUCAAUCUUGUUUAAAUAUACUCUAGGUAGUUAUAGGCCACUAGUUGAAAUACAUGGGAAUAGAUUUAUUAUUAUUAUUAUUAUUUUUUUGUACAAAUGGUUAGUUCAACAGAGUCAAAAAGCUACAAACUAAUCAAAAGGUUGAUCGACACAGAAACUUACAAAGAAAACAGUAACACUCGUAAUGUGGGCCUCAUCUGACACACUGGCCCGUACAAAAGGGAAACCAAAGACCACAAUGACUAUCACGACUCGGCGGACUGCAAUUCAUGUCACAACUACCCUUUGCGUGUUGCGUCAGCUAUAUGCGCCACAUAAUUUGGAGCUGAGGUGUUUUCCGGGUUUGGUCAUGAGAUGUUCCACAUAUGCAGUAUUUUAUCCAUCCAUCCAUUAUCAUAUCCUCACAAGGGACACGGGAGCGCCGGAGCCUAUCCCAGCUGUCAUCGGGCAGGAGGCGGGGUGCACCCUGAACUGGUUGCCAGCCAAUCGCAGGGCACAUAGAAACAAACAAUCAUUCGCACUCACAUUCACACCUAUAGGCAAUUUAGAGUCUUCAAUUAACCUUGCAUGCAUGUUUUUGGGAUGUGGGAGGAAACCGGAGUGCCCGGAGAAAAGCCACGCAGGCACGGGGAGAACAUGCAAACUCCACACAGGCGGGGGCGGGAAUAGAACCCCGGACCUCAGAACCAUGAGCCAGACGCUCUAACCAGAUGGCCACCGUGUCACCCACAGUAUUUUAUACUUUUGAAAAUCUGCAGAUUAUACCAAUUGUUUUUAGUUUUUAAUUAUUAUUAUUCAUAUUUUUUUUACAAUAUACUUGCUUACUGCAAUCCCCUCGCAGCCGCAUUUGUGAAAGGAGUGUCACAGUUGUCAAUUUAGAUGGUUUGAUGCAUUUGGGGUGACAAAACUAUUUAUCUAAGCAAAAUGGCGGGUGAGUCUGGAACGUAUUCCCGCAAUAAAUGUGGGUUCAUGAGAUGGAUUAUGUAUUAGAUAUUACACACAUUUUGCAAUAAAAAAAAAUGCAUCCCAAAAUGUAAAUGCAUAUUGCAUGCACAGUAGUGGACUCCCAGCAGAUAUAAUAAGAUGCUAAUCUAGCCUCACAGCCCAAGGUCAGCAUCCAUCAUUGUGAAUCAUACUUUAUUUUUUGUGCGUCAUCACUUUGUCGUACUUUGCAUGAGGGGCAUGUUUGGUCAGAUGCCCCUUCAUCAUGGGUAACACACACUUCUGACAUCACGGAAGACAUCACUGCAUCAUCAUCACCAGACAAAUUUUCCUGCACUUGAAAACGCGUCGGAAGGGAAACAUUGCAAGGCUACGCAUAAUGAAUUGGACAUGAAAAACAGCAGGUGAGUCCUGCAGGAGUUGUGUUUGUUUUCUGGUAUGUUUCCAGGAAGUGUCUCCAGAUAUGGAGCGUCGAGCCUCAUCCCAGAGCUGCUGGCCUCUCUACAGUCUCUCGGAGAAAACAAUGACUACACAGUACUGCCACACUCGCUGCACCAGAUUGCAGAGGCCUGCGCACUCCAAGAGGAUUACCAGUUGGCCAUCCAGCUUCUCCAGCUAGAGAAGCUCUACCAUGAACGUGUGCUCUUCAACCUCACCGUCCUGCACGAGAACUGGGAGAGCCGCUGCAAAGAGAAGGAUGCUGACAUCCGUUUGCCUGCCGAAACAGACAACAACAAUCAGAAACACAUUGAGAUACUGAGACACAUCUGUGGGACACACCUCAGCCCAUCCCUGAGUGAGGAUAUAACGCUAAUAGACAUUGAAAUCCAGAAAGAGGCAUCCCCUCAGGCAUUCAAGCAUGAAAUAACACACAGAGAUGAGGACGACGACGAAGUGGCAAGAAUGAAGUCCAACUCGGGUCAUGCUAAGCGUCCUAAACGUGGAAGUGAAGAAGAGCUGUAUGAGGAAAUGACGGAAGUAGAGGAGGAAGAGGAGGAGGUGAAGGUGGAGUGGCCAGCAGGAGUUGCCCAGGCGUCAGACACGGACCUGGCCAGACUUUGCCAUGCUAAUGGGAGUCUGUGCCCCGAUGGUCUGGUUUCCAUCCUGAAGAGGAGGAGAGCAUCCCUGGAUGGACUGCCGCCCCCCAGCGACGUGGACAACAAGAUGAACUCCAAACGCAAAGUCCGUUUCAGCGAACCGGAAGAUGGCGUCGAACAAGACGAAGUGGGUGGAAACUCCUGCUUGAUCCUGCUCCUGCUGUGUCUUGUUACCGUGGUGAUCAGCGUUGGUGGGACCGGGCUCUACUGCUCCUUGGUGGACACGUCCUCCAACAUUUGCACCGACUUCGCUCUCAACGUCAACUUCUACGUGACGAACGUGCGGAGUUUCUUCGAAGGGCUCAGACAAUGGCUGCCUCGCUGGACAUAAGACGCAUCACUUGAAGCCGUUUGGAGUCGAAGUCAUAGACAAAGACAAACAGUUGUGAGCUUGUUGAGACUCAAGAAUUUAAGCUUGAAUUUGUCAGAGAAACACAGAGCUGUAAACAUUUUCGAGUCAAAGGGUGAUUGCUUGCCUGUGUGAAUCGUUUAUCGUAGACAAAACCUUUACCUCAGAAGGGUUCUUGCAACUUUCACGUGUGUGCAUAUUUGAACAAAUACUUCCAUCAUUUGUAGCAGUUUUGGGAUUUUUCUUUUCGUCCUUUGUUCCAAUUACUUUUGGCCUGUGUUAUGAUUUGAUCUGUAUUGAUACAAUAAGGAAGUUGUCACUUUCACGAUUGCAUGAGUUUGUUUUUUUAAGAACGAUUAAUCAAUUGUAACCCAUUUUACUGUUCGGUUCUUAUGCUCGAGCACAGGGCUGCAUAUCUGAUGCAUAUCUGCAUCAGACACAUUAGAUUGGCUUUCUAGAAAGAAUUUCUGGAAAAAAAACAACCUGACCUGUGAUAAAAUGCAGCUUUUUGUUGUUGUGACUUUCAGCACCCAUCAGGGGUAAGCGCAGCAAGUCAUUUGCAUGUUUUGUUACGCACAGUCAUAAUGCCUGCUGGCCUUUCUGACACAAGCCCUAUUCCGGCAGUGGCACGGUAUUCGGUUACUGGCCAGUAUGGACAAUUCUAGGAUCAGAAGUUUAGGAGUGCUAGGAUUCAUUUUAGGGGUGCUUCAGCACUGCCCAAAAUGGACUAGAAACUCUUAUGCUGGCCAGGAAUCUAAACCGUGCUGGCUGCAUGAACCGGAGUGACAAAAUCGACCUUGUAUUAUAGUUUAAUCAACAAUUUAAUUCAUACAAAUUUAGUGUCAUCUCUUAGCACGUCUGCCUCAAAGUUGUCAGGUUCUGGGUUCAAAUCUCGGCUCAGGCCCCGCUGUGAGGAAUUUGUGUGUUCUCUCCAUGCUUGUGUUAUCUUCAGGUACUUCCACAUACCCAAAACAUGCAUGUUAGGUCAAUUGAAGACGCUAAAACACCUGCCAUCUGGCCCGACACAUUUCGCUAACGCAAAUUAUGCGUCUACAUCGUAAUUCUUGCUAAAUGGAGCUGUGAAAAUAGUUUUUUUUGUCUCGAUGUGCCCUGUGAUUGGCUGGUGACCGAUCCAGACUGGACCCCGCCUCUCGCCCAAAGUCAGCUGCGAUAAGACAAUGGUAUAGAACAUGGAUGGCUGGAUUAGUUUUACCUCAAGCCUGGACUAAAAUGCAUGUUAUUACAAAGGCAAUAAAGUAUGGGAUAAUGUACAUAUUUACCCAUUAAAUACUGGAAAUCGGGGUCAAAACAAUCUGCAUGAGUGCUGCAGUGCGUACAUCCCGUAGGAUUUUGAUAGCAAGCCUCAUUCUACAAAAGUAAUUUUCAUGUAUGCAAUAUUUUCCAUUUCACAGCCGCCUCACACUCAGGUACUUUGUACACUUUAGUUCUCGUAGGUGCCCAAGGUUUUCAGGUUUAUCCUUGAAAUUCAUGUUCAUGUGUUUAGAUUAAUGAGCAUGUCCGGUUUACAUCAGAAUACCAAAGGACCAAUGCAGGGUGAUCGUAAUUGCAAAGAUGUAAAAUUAAAUCAUGUUUACUUAUACACAUAACUAAAUAACAAUGAAAUGAAGGACUAAAGUAUAUUUAUAUGACCUCAACAUGGUUUGGAUAAUUAAAAUCUACAAUUUAGGGGUUGAAAAUGAUAUUUCACCUGGAUUGCACAUUUUAUCGCAAUGGUUAAAGUGAAAAAUAUUGCCAGCAUAUUCCUUUACCCACUGCCUUUUGUCAAUAUGGAUAAUGUUGACCAUCAAGUAUUGCAUUAUGUGAUCUGCCUUUUAUUUGGUAUGUCCACAAGGGAGUAUAUGACUAGUACAGGAAAUAAUUGCAUUUAGGUUUCCUUUUUUUUUUCUUUAACAAAGUUGGCAGCAUGGAUGAAUAUGAUCAUAAUGAACACUGAAAUGAUAUUUAUACUGUACUGUAUUGUGAUU